AGGGCGGCCUCCUGGCUGGCGCUGGCGGAGACGGGGAAGGAGCGCGGAGGCCAAACAAAGAUGGCGGCGCCUGAGGCGGCCGGGCCGGGCCUGGGGACGGCCGGGUGAAGCCGCGCCUCAGCCGGAGCAUGUCGGGGCCGGACGAGCGGGAGCCCGGCGGGGGCGGCGUGGCGGCGGCGGCCGCCGGGGGAGGCGCGCUGGCGCUGGGGGAGGCGGCGGGGCCGGGCCCGGGGGGCGCGGAGGAGCCGGGCCCGCCGCUCGGGGCUGGCGGGGCGGGAGGGGGCGGCGGCCGGCCGGGGCAGCCCGAGCCCGGCGCCGACCGCGACUCCGACGCGCCGCCCAAGAAGCGGCUGAAGCUGCCGGGCGGGACCGAGGGAGGCGGCGGCGGCGGCGGCGGCGUCAAGCUGGAGGAGCGGCUCUACUCGGUGCUCUGCUGCACCGUCUGCCUCGACCUGCCCAAGGCCUCCGUCUACCAGUGCACAAAUGGCCACCUGAUGUGUGCUGGGUGUUUCAUCCACCUGCUGGCAGAUGCUCGGCUGAAGGAGGAGCAGGCGACGUGCCCCAACUGCCGCUGCGAGAUCAGCAAGAGCUUGUGCUGCCGGAACCUGGCCGUGGAAAAAGCGGUGAGCGAACUGCCGUCGGAAUGUGGCUUCUGCGUGCGGCAGUUUCCUCGCUCGCUGCUGGAGAGGCACCAGAAGGAAGAAUGCCAGGACAGAGUCACCCGGUGCAAGUACAAGCGGAUUGGGUGCCCAUGGCAGGGUCCUUACCAUGAGCUAACUGUCCACGAGGCGGAGUGCACGCACCCAACCAAGACCGGGAAUGAACUGAUGGAGAUCCUGGAUGAGAUGGACCAAACUCACAAGAAGGAGAUGCAGCUCUACAACAGCAUCUUCAGCCUGCUCAGCUUCGAGAAGAUCGGCUAUACAGAGGUUCAGUUCCGUCCUUACCGAACAGACGACUUCAUCACGCGCCUCUACUACGAAACUCCGAGGUUCACGGUGCUGAACCAGACCUGGGUGCUGAAGGCCCGGGUGAACGACUCGGAGCGCAACCCCAACCUUUCGUGUAAGCGGACCCUCUCCUUCCAGCUCAUCCUCAAGAGCAAGAUCAACUCCCCCAUGGAGUGCUCGUUCCUGCUGCUCAAGGGUCCUUACGACGAUGUAAAAAUCAACCCCGUGAUCUAUCACUUUGUCUUUACCAACGAGAACAAUGAAACAGACUACGUGCCGCUCCCCAUCAUAGACUCUGUGGAAUGUAAUAAGUUGCUGGCAGCCAAGAACAUCAACCUUCGUCUCUUUAUAUUCCAGAUACAGAAGUAAGCAUAGCUUGGCUCUUUCAGGAGCGACCGAGAGAGAAAAAAGAGCACCACUGAACCAGAGUUACCUCGUAUGGCUGCCUCGGCCCCUUUUGUGAUUCCGCCAUUAUUUGACAAUUUUUAAAGAGAACGUCUCUGCAUGUGUGGCUCACUGACGACAUUGAGUGGUCGUUGGCCGUGUGUCUCCAUCGAGCAGGGAACCAGCUUGACGCAGGGCACCGUUGAGGCCGGAGUAUGUCAGGAGGGAAGGCUGGCGACACUGGUUAAUACAUUGUGAAAAAAGCUGUGUUUGUGUCAUGGUGUAUGUAAUAUCCAGCAAUAGUGUCCGCAUGGUUGGGGGUCUGGUUCCUGUCAUGCCUCCGUGGGUAGCACUCUGUUUCAAAAGGAACAACUGUUCCUGGGUAGGCUCCUCCAGUUUGGUUGGAAAAAAGCAAAUGGCUUAGUGGACACCUUCAGGUCCCCCAAGGGAGGCGACGUUUGUCAGGCUGCUUCUAGCUAGGCUGAAAUGCCACAUUCCAAGAGUAGUGCGUUUACAGAGAGGGGUGUCCCAAGCGCUGCGUGGCAUGAGCGAGCGAAUGGGGCACUGCGGCCACCCAAAUAAUUCCCUCUCCCAGCUUUCUGUUGCCAUUGCAUUGGUAACAAAUGCGCGGAAGCAUGUGAAAGGAAGUCGGAAUAAUGGAAGGUUAAUAACAAAAAGCUGCUGGCCUUUCCUCCCCUCAGACGCUGUGCCCUCACCACGACGCGUGUUGCACUUCACAAAACGCUAGCCCAGAUCCGGCCCUCCUCUGGUCCUCGCCAGUGCCCUGUCCGUCCCGUUCCCUCCACCCCCUGCCUCUACCAACUGGCUUGAGAUGGCGUCAGACCCAGGACCCCUCUAGAGCUGACCCAAAUGAGUGCAGACUUCUCGGAAUGCAGGGUGAUUAUUCUGUCUGUCGCGGGAGCUCUCCCGACACUUUGGAAACAAAUGAAUCCCCCUCCCCUCGUGCAAAUGCGUUAACAGGCUCUUCUAGCAAUUAUGCAAUUUUGCAAUGUGAUUUUAUGUAUGUAAAGUAUAUAUAGCAGGUUUAUGGAUGGGGAUUGUGGGGCCAUUCACCAAAUUUCAGCGAGCUCUACAGGGAUAUUUUGCUCAAUGCGCUUAAAAAUAUUUUCAACCGUGGGGGAGUUGGCGGAAGAUGAAGGCUGCAUCAUGAGACGCUUGGAUGCGCGAGUCCUGUGCAUUCAAGGUGAUUUUCUCCCCUUCCCCCUGGCUUUUUUUUAUUUUUUUGAAAAGGAAGCUACAUUUGGCAAUUAACACUUUAUAUGGACUAACUGGAUCAGGUUUGUUUCUGUAAAAACUGUUGAAAACCUGUUGCAGGUGCUGCUUUGUCUGGGACUUUGUGCUGUUAAUGGUAAACAAACCAGUUUCUGCUUGCAUAUUCCCCCCUCCCCCUUUCUCCCUUCAAGACCCCGAUAAUCAACAGGUGUGAUUGGAAAGCUGUUUUAGAAACCAGAAGAGUAGCAGCGUUGGCCCUUGUGGGCAAGCCCCUGUGGAACUUGUAAUCCAUCAAGUCAGGUUGCUCUGCCAGGUGUCUGAUGAGUUUUGGUGAUCUCAGGGCGGCAGAGCUGCUGACGGUCGGGCCGCUGUUCCUGAGAGAGCAGGCGGGGGCCGUCUUGGCCACUGUCGGCCCAUUAGUUCCAUGAAAGCUCAGCUUUGGUGACUGACCUUCAAGCCUCUUCAGAUGCCUGGGAAACUUGAGGGUGCAGCCGCAGCUCUUGGAAGCAGGAAUGGGAUAAAUGGGUUGUGUGGUUGGAAGAGCCAUGUGUGUUCCAGAGGAGGCCUUUUUUAGCCCCCUGUGACUACAAAUGAGGGUUGAGGAGGCUGCCUAGACACGGUUUGUCAACACCUCCCCUAACCCCCCCAGACAGUGGGUGUUUACAAUCAUGUUGUCCUCAGUGUACCAUGGAACCGUCCAUCUGUUUUUGGAGCAAGCAUUUCCUCAGAACUAGUGGCUUGCAAGAGAGGUCUUAAAACCGGCUAUGGAGGCAGAGCUCUGCUCCAGGACAGUCAUGCCUCGCCCUAGCGGCCGAGGGCGCACGUGAUAAUCUGCCUAAUAGAGACCAGAAGCUGGAGCCACCUUUGGCUGCUGUGGUUGGAUUCACCGUGCGUUCUCCUGUGGGGUCAAAUCAGAGAUACACACGGGGGAAUCUUGCAGGUUGUUGUGAUGUGGACAGGUGGGAGCAUCCUCUCCUGAGACACAAGAGCUCAGCGCAGCUGGCUGCAUAGCCGUAGUAUUAAGAUCUCCCGUCAGCCUUAAACCGGGGCACAGCUAGCUGUCACUGGGCACCUGCGGACUUGACCACAAAGGGACUCUGACGUUUCUGAAUUGUGCAUGCCGAACGCCACCCCCCACCCCCGGGUGUAUGUGAAUGGACUGUGGAGGCCAGGAGUCUGCCACAGUUCAUGCGAAAGUGCCAGGAAUUGCAUUCAGAGUCAGCCAGCAGCCUUUGUUGAGAGCGUAUGGGUCGGAGGAACGCUGCCAAGACUUCUGGGCCGGCCUUUUCCUGCCGCUGAUCUUGGCAGGGCCAGUGGAAAACUCUGACCCUGUCCUGGUACAAUUUGAAAAGGCAUCUUAACCCUGGACUCCCGCACCUCUUUUCUGGCAGAGGAAUGUUCCCCUGAUGCCUACAGGGAGUCCCCCUGCCCACCCGCCGGGGGUUUGCACAGACAUCUAUGGGCAUGGGCCCUGCUGUGCUGAUGGCGGUGGCUUGGUCAAGGGAAGGUGUCCUCGGCCGGGCCAGCGCCGCUGCCUUGUUCACCUGGUACGGAUGAACGUGCCUGUUCUCGCACCGUGUUGAGGCAGCUGCUCCACUUGCAAGGGUUGCUGGAGCCCUCGUAGCCGCCCGUCGGCUGUAGCUGGCUCUUGUCCGUCUGGGUAGAUGGUGGAUGGCAAACCAUCUCCUCUGGUGUUCUAGCAACUGGCACUCGUGUGACAUGCACACCUAGGGGCGGGGUGUCCUCUGUCAGUUUCGGAAGGAUCUGGCUGGCUCCUGGGGCAUCAGAAGAGCGGAAGCAGGAGGGAGCUGUGCAGGAGGAUCUGUCUGGGGAAGAUGCGUUAGUCUUUUCAUCUCUCUCAUCCUGGAGUCAACAGACUGGGCUUGCUUAAUGUUGCAAUUUCCUCCCUUUGAAACCACUUCUGACGGUGCUGUCUUGUGUAGAAACAUCCCUUGAAGAGUGGCUGCUUCGUAGCAGUGGCUCUAGACUGCAGUGGUGGCGAACCUUUGGCACUCCAGAUGUUGUGGACUACAAUUCCCAUCAGCCCUUGCCAGCAUAGCCAAUUGGCCAUGGUGGCAGGGGCCUGAUGGGAAUUGUAGUCCAUAACAUCUGGAGCGCCAAAGGUUCGCCACCACGGCUCUAGAGCCUCUAGUGGCGCCGGGCUAAAACGGAAGGGCCUUCUCUUCAUAGACGGUCUCUUCAUGGCAAAAAUACUCACACCAGCCAGGGAGUUGGGGAAGGUUUUCAUCCUUUGGUGGGGUGGGGGAUGUGGCUGGAUGCUGAGGCCCACCCUUGCCCGGCUCCAGAAGCACACAGCCAGCCAACUUCGUGGGCUUUGUUUGAAGAGCCCACAGGUUACAAAACCCGCGUGGCCGGUGCAAAAGGCUAGCUGCCCCAGCCUCUCCUGGACGUUUUGUGGAAGGUGCUGGAGCAAUUUGGAAGAGAGCGACUAGCUGGGAGGCCAGCGGAGGCUUACGCUUUCGGCUGCCCGGCCCAGAGCUACGGCGCAAGGCUGGAGGCAUGGCGUGUGGCCAGUUAAGAGCUCUGUGCCGUGGUGGGGCUGUGUAGGUUUUCUCCUCGUAUCCUCUUGCAUCGCAUCUACAGCCACCGUGGGUGUUUCUCCCCUUGCACAAACUGGGUUGCUGCUGCUGCUAGCUCUUUCCCUCCCCGGUAGACUGCACUGCAAGGAUGUUUAGUGGAGGCUUGUCCCAGGGCCAGACCUGGAAACUGGCACUCAUGUUCCUAAUGGCCCCAGUGGCAGCAACCAUGACCUUGUGAAUGGGAGGAGCUACCCGGGGGCGGGAGGCAGGACUAAAUCUUGCCCAGUUCUUUCCACAUGAAGUGUACGUUUGUGUGUGUGUGAGUGGCCUGAAUCCUAGCAGACAGAAUGGAGUGGAUUAUUUUGUCCCCAGUGGCUGCUGUUUACACACAGCCCUGUUAUGACGAUGGCAGUUAACCCCUGUCUUAAAGCCAACUGAAGUUGUUACAUUGGAAGCGGAGAUGGCAGAUCUGGCUCAGCGGCCCGGGGGUUGGGAGAGCCGCCGCUGUCUUGGGUCAGCUUGCCCUGACUCGCCACUGCCAGCCAGAACUGUCCGUCGUCCUCUUCCUUCCCUUCCCCCCUGGGACUCUGUCCCCCAACUCCUCCUCGGUAGCUGAGCCUUACCUGUCUAGUUCCGUGCUAGGCACCUAAAGAUUGUAGCAUGCUUCUCCGCGCCAGGUCGUUCUGGCGACUGGCAGACCACAAACCUCCUUACAGUAUUCACUGUGGGUAAUUUAUUGGACUAGCGAAUGUAGAAUUUAAAAAUAAUUUAAGAAGAGAAAACAAAAAGGUUUGUUUGCAAGAUGGUAUGUCCUUUGUACUGGGCCUGAUUUUCAUUGUUUGUGUUCCCGUUCCUUUCUGUUGUGGAGGGAGGGAGAGGGGUCCUUGGGUGGGCUUUGGGCUGCAACUGGGGGGAGAGAGAGGGAGGGAGAAGGGGGUGGCCGGGUGAGAUUCAGCCUCCAGCCACUUUGAUACCGCAGGGUUGCUGCCUGCUCUGUCCCCUUGACUCCCCCAAAUCCCCUCCAGGGUGACCACACAGGGGCUGCUGCGGCUGUUUCAUCGGUGCUGCCGGGGGACCCAUCCUUAGCUUCUUUCGUUCCCUCGUGUCUUUCCCUCACUUCUGUGAGCACUAAGCAUAUACCUAAAUGGCUCUUAACAUGAGGAAUGGUUUUAAUGUUGUCGGGAAUGAUUUCUUCUGUUCCUUUCGUGGUCUGCGUUUGUUUGAAGUUUCUGUAUGUAAAGUAGUUUAAAGAAAAUUGCCAAACCA
This is a messenger RNA of Sphaerodactylus townsendi, 6373 nucleotides long. It is a transcript of the gene ZFTRAF1, whose product is annotated as zinc finger TRAF-type containing 1. Gene Ontology annotation, molecular function: zinc ion binding. Bases 129 to 1319 code for a protein of 396 amino acids. The record is from RefSeq and is a predicted model, not a curated record. Gene Ontology annotation, cellular component: nucleus. NCBI's taxonomy places the organism in Eukaryota, Metazoa, Chordata, Lepidosauria, Squamata, Sphaerodactylidae. The transcript has 4 exons.